AGCACUUGCCAUGGCUGACGAAUUUCUGACCGCUCCGAAGCCGCCUCCAGAUCUCAAAAUUCCCUCGUCAACAAAGACAGUCAAAGUCUCAUGCAUUGACAGCACAUCUCGUUUCCGACUAGGAAAGUCGUCUUUCCUGCAGCCAGACUAUACAGGUCAACCCAAUUUAUGCGGUCCAUCAUUCUCGUUCCUGAUCGAACACCCAUCUUCCAAGCCCAUCUUGUUCGAUCUCGGAAUUCGGAAAGACUGGGAGAAACUGCCUUCUUACGAGAAAUUUGUUCGCUUGAAAUGGUACAUCAACGUUGAAAAAGAUGUUGCAACAAUCCUGAGAGAUCACGACGUUGAUGUUGAUGGCGGAGCAAUUGAGUCCAUUAUCUGGAGCCAUCAUCACUGGGACCACGUUGGCGAUGCUUCCACGUUUCCUGGAAGUACAGAGCUCGUUGUAGGACCUGGAUUCAAGGAUGCUCACCUACCGGGCUAUCCCAAGAAUGAACAGUCAACCCUCCUCGAUAGUGAUUUUGAUGGCCGCAAUGUCAGGGAGCUAAACUUCGAAAGUGAAAGCAAAGGGCUAAAGAUCGGGCGAUUCAAUGCCUACGACUACUUUGGCGAUGGCAGUUUCUAUCUCCUCGAUACGCCUGGCCAUUCCGUUGGCCACAUCUGCGGUCUUGCGAGGACCUCAUCGAACCAAGAUUCCUUCAUCUUCAUGGGAGGCGAUGCUGCACACCACGGCGGAGAAUUCCGGCCGACUGAAUACCUACCUUUGCCGAAGGAAGUGAAGCCUUCUCCUCUCAAGCGACAGCAACCAGUAUGUCCGGGCCAUCUCCUCAUGGACGUGCAUCCACAUAAGCAGGCAAACACGCCCUUUUACUAUGUGACAGAGAGCUUCGCACAUGAUAAGAAGGUGGCUGAUUGGACAAUUGAUGGACUGGGAGAGUUCGAUGCGCAUGAGAAUGUGCUGAUGUUGAUGGCACAUGAUGACGCGGUCGUUGAUCCUGCUGAGAUUGACUUCUAUCCCAAACCACUGAAUAGCUGGUUCGAGAAAGGCACGAAGCAGAAGAUCAAGUGGUUGUUCUUGGGUGAUUUUGAGCACGCUCUCGAGGCGAAGGAAAAGGGACAGGAGCCUUUCAAGUGGGGGAAAUAUCCAUGA
Messenger RNA from Cercospora beticola, 1147 nucleotides. Its product is annotated as MBL fold metallo-hydrolase. NCBI's taxonomy places the organism in Eukaryota, Fungi, Ascomycota, Dothideomycetes, Mycosphaerellales, Mycosphaerellaceae. The record is from RefSeq and is a predicted model, not a curated record.